AUGGUGAUGCUCAAGCAUCUCCCACCAGAACGCCCAGGCAGACCAGCUGGGUCUCACUUGCUGACUGGCAGGACGAAGACUAAGCUGGCCACUGAAAUGGCUUCAGGCGGAAACUUCAGUGAAAAUGAGACAAAAGAAAUUAAAAGGGAGCCGCUUCCAGCAGAAACUUCACCUGUUUCUGCUCCAGACAAGCUGGUUGAAUCCUCAGAGUCCCCUUCUGCUGAGCCUCUGGGACAGGAUAGAGGAACAGCUUGUGAUGGUGCUGCAGCAUCAAUAAAGGAAGAAAAGGAUUGCCCAGCUUCCACUGAUAACUGUGAGAGCAAACCCUGUAGUUCUUCUGAGGAGAGCGCUGUCAAAGCCAAUGUCUUCUCCUUCCUCAGUUUCCCAAAGAAACUGUGGCAUCUAGUUGAAAGCAACGAGUUUAAGACCAUUUGGUGGGGUCGCUGCGGAAACUGUAUUGUGAUUGAUGAGGAAAUAUUUAAAGUGGAAGUGCUGGGAAGGACCGGGCCUCAGAAAAUUUUUGAGACUGAGAGCAUGAAAAGUUUCAUUCGUCAGCUUAACCUGUACGGAUUCACCAAAAUGCAACAGGACUUCCAAAGAUCUGCCUCACUUCCUGAAUUCCUGGCAGAAGAAGAUGCAUUUUCUGCUCACAGGAAGUUACUCCUCUACCACAACCCCAACUUCAAGAGAGAUUCUCCCCACCUGCUCGUCAACUGCAAGCGCCGUGCUGCCCUGAAGAGGAAAGCCACGGCUGCCCCUGCAACGCAGGCGGAUCUGUAUGGAAACUGCCCCAGCAGCAGCCCAGGCAUCCAGCAUGGGUGGGGAGCAGAUGCCGGGCAGGAGAAGGACGUGAUGGCAGCAGCUCCAGCAGGAGACACGCAGACAGCAGCCCCCACAGGGUCCCCACUCCCAAAGCGCCAGGCAAAAGCCACCCCCCAGGCUAGCGGUGCCCAUCCAGCCUCAUGCACGGAUGCUCCCUCCCUGCCAGGCCCCGCUGCAGAGGCAGCAGGCAGGGACAAGCAACAGCCUCCAGCCUCCUCCCAGCUGCCACCACGCAGCAGCCAGAGCCCAUCUGCCUCUCCUACUCCCACACGGUACUACUUUCUGCCUCUCAUGGGAACCGCCUCGGCACCUACGCACCAAAACGCGCCAGCUCCACGGUUUCCCUGGGCCGCCAUACCUCCCUUCCGUCCAUUUGCAAUUCCUGGGCCGGCAGCAGCCUCUGCCACGGCCAUGCCGAAUCCAGCCGACUGGCAGCCCUCAGCAGCCCCACACUGCCCAACUUGCACCUGCAGCCCAAACAAGGCAGCUGCAGGCGAUGGGCUGGAACCCUAG
Molecule: messenger RNA, 1335 nt
Organism: Cygnus atratus (black swan)
Lineage: Eukaryota; Metazoa; Chordata; Aves; Anseriformes; Anatidae
Product: heat shock transcription factor, Y-linked-like
Exons: 2
Coding region: 1-1335 (444 amino acids)
Biological process (GO): regulation of DNA-templated transcription
Molecular function (GO): sequence-specific DNA binding; DNA-binding transcription factor activity
Source: RefSeq, a predicted model, not a curated record